AUGGACAUAUCGACAGCAAAGGUCGUGCUGGCUCUCGAUGCAACGUGGGGCGUUCCUGACAAGCACGGAGACAUCCCGAAUGCACACGUGCGUACCGGACACGAAGCUCACCUCGAUAUCUGCCUGCAGGUGCUACGUGGGAUGAGCGUGUCAGAGAGUACUCUGCACAAGGUAGGCGCCGCGCAUCCAGGCGAGGUCGUCUUGAAGCUAAUAAGGAGCCUGCACUUGCUGAAGCAAGCCUGUCGCCUCUUAAAGCCAGUUGCUCCACGCGCGACUCAACGAUGCAGGGCGCACGCCUACGUCGAGGUCCUACUGGCGACGGGAACGAGUGUCGCGGCGGUCGAGAGUCUCUUCGCGAGCCUGGUGUUGCUGUAUAUCAAAGAUCUUGGUCAUCAUGAUCGUAAGUUUCUGGGGAUGCGAGUGGAGCUCGGAAGUGACGGCGCAUAUCGCAUUGACCAGGAGAAGGCCAUCAAGCGUGCUCACGGGAUGAGCGACGUGAACCUGACGAAGACGCCAAUAGAUGAAUGCUACGAGAUUGUAGGCGACGAUGCCGCGCUGCUGGAGACGAAUAGUGCAGGCGGUAGUGCGACGAUUAAUGCGUUUCAGUCACUCGUCGGGAGCCUGCUGUGGGUCGCGCGGUGCUCGAGGCCAAACAUUGCCUUUGCUGUGCACAAAGCGACGAGGCAGACGCACGCGCCGCGAGUGCUUGAAUGGAAGCUUUCCAAGCGUGUCACGCAAUAA
Messenger RNA from Peronospora matthiolae, 741 nucleotides. The record is from the annotation of a GenBank genome assembly. NCBI's taxonomy places the organism in Eukaryota, Oomycota, Peronosporomycetes, Peronosporales, Peronosporaceae.